AUGGCGUCCAAGGUGGUCCUCUCGAACAACACUCACAGCAACUGGAUGAAAGAUCCAGGAUUGCGGCGACUGAACCUUGGGAUCGGGUUCAUGCUAUCUGCAUCGGCUACUGCCGGAUAUUGUGCCAGUAUGAUCAAUGGUCUGCUGGUGCUUCCCGAAUUUACAAAUUUUCUGCAUGGCCUCGACACAAAUGGAAAGGGCCUGAUCAUCGCAGCUGUCUCACUUGGCUCUUUUAGCGCAUUUAUCCCCGCAUCCUACAUUGCCGAUAAUCUGGGGCGGAAGAUCUGCGUUCUCAUCGGAUCCUCGCUAGUGAUCAUCGCCUCGAUCAUUCAAGUCGCCACACAAAAUCACUGGAUUUUCUUCGGCGCCCGCGUGCUAGCGGGCAUCGGCGUCGGCAUUUCACAAACAGCCGCGCCUUUGCUCAUUACUGAAUCGACACAUCCGCGCCAGCGACAGGCCUUUACGGGCCUCUAUAACGCACUCUGGUUCAUUGGGUCCAUUACGUCGGCUACGAUUAGUUUUGCAGGACUUGCAAUUCUGGGAAGUUGGUCGUGGAAACUGCCUUGUCUAACGCAGGUGUUUUAUCCGGUUCUGCAGCUGAUUGGACUUUGUCUUGUGCCUGAGAGUCCGAGAUGGUUGGUUUCUCGCGGGAGGAAAGAGGAGGGAAUGGCCAUUUUGGCUAGGUACCAUGCAAAUGGGGAUAAAAACGACGAGCUUGUCCAGGAUGAAUUCUAUCAGAUUUGCAAGAGCAUUGAAGCCGAAUCUGAUAAGAGCUGUCGGCAGUGGAGCUCGUUCUUUGCGAAUCGCAGCAACAUGCAUCGUCUGGCGAUUUGCGUGCUGUUGGGAUUUAUGCAAGAAUGGUCAGGAAAUGGUGUCGUUUCUUACUAUCUAGCCCCAAUUCUGGAAUCAGUCGGUAUCUACCACGCCUCUCACCAGGCCGCCAUCAACAUAAGCCUGCAAGUGUGGAACCUGAUGUUCGCCGUCGGCGGAGCAAUGGCCGCAGAGCGAUACGGACGACGAAAACUCUGGCUGAUCGCGACAACCCUGAUGCUGAUCUACCUCUCCGCCGCAACGGCCAUGUCAGGCCUCUUCCAAGAGCUCCAUGUGCUGGAAGCUGGCAUCGCGGUGGUGCCCAUGCUCUUCCUCUUCUGCGCCGCAUACGACAUGGCCUACAUGCCGCUAUUCAUUGCCUACCCAGCUGAAAUCUUGCCCUUCCAGCUCCGCGCCAAGGGCCUCGCCAUCACCUUGACCACCGACUCGAUGGCUUGUUUCUUCAACCAGUACAUCAACCCGGUGGCGUUUGCGGCUAUCCACUGGAAGUACUUCACUGUUUACCUAGGAUGUCUCAUUAUCUUCCUGGCGACUAUCUACCUGCUCUUCCCGGAGACCAAGGGCUUGUCUCUGGAGGAGGUGGCAAGGAUCUUCGAAAAGGAGAAGACUUAUCAGGUUGAGACGCCUACUUCACAUGUUUCGCAGGAGUUGGUGAUUUUCCCGAAAAAGAGCAGCACAUCGUCAUGA
This is a messenger RNA of Penicillium bovifimosum, 1518 nucleotides long. RefSeq lists its product as uncharacterized. NCBI's taxonomy places the organism in Eukaryota, Fungi, Ascomycota, Eurotiomycetes, Eurotiales, Aspergillaceae. The transcript is spliced from 3 exons. Gene Ontology annotation, cellular component: membrane. Gene Ontology annotation, biological process: carbohydrate transport; transmembrane transport. The record is from RefSeq and is a predicted model, not a curated record. The coding region runs from base 1 to 1518 and encodes 505 amino acids. Gene Ontology annotation, molecular function: carbohydrate:proton symporter activity.